This is a messenger RNA of Nicotiana tabacum (common tobacco), 1695 nucleotides long. RefSeq lists its product as uncharacterized. Lineage: Eukaryota; Viridiplantae; Streptophyta; Magnoliopsida; Solanales; Solanaceae. The record is from RefSeq and is a predicted model, not a curated record.
AAAUAUUGUAUUUUUCAAGUCAGGAGGAUAUGAACAUUAAUUUUAGAGGAAGAAGAAGCUCUGCGUAAAAGAGAGAAGGUGGGGAAGCUAUGAGUGGUUUGGCUUGUCCAUGGCUUUGUGGAGCCUAUUCCUAUCCCUCUGGAUUCUUCAAAUUCCCAUCUUCCAACACUAGCACCUGCUCCUCUGUUCCUGCCUUUAUCAUACAUUGCAGUAAUUCUCAAUUUACACCUCAAAGCCCGGGCCCGGGGUCUUCGCAAAAUGACCUCAAAUUUGUGCUUCACGAUGCUCUGGACGCGUUUGGUGUCAAUACAACCCAUGCCCGUAUAUCAAGAGAAGGUUUCUGCUCUCAAAUUCGAAAACUAUCGGAUAUAGAGAGAGGAACCAGUAUUUGCAUAAACAGAGGGGUUGAUUUAGGGCAAGCCGCUCUUCAUAUAGCGGCGGAAGAUGAUUCCCUCAUUUCACACUCCUCUGUCCCACUCCCUGUCGCUGAUUUCCUUGAGAGAUUGGAUCAUCUUUCUAUGGAAUACUGCUCGCACUAUAGCUCUUCCUUUAAAUCCUCUCCAGAACACUUUAUUCACUGUUUAGAAACGUACUUGUACGUUAAUAAGGGUUUCCGAAGGACUGGUGAGAGGAAUCAAUCAGAGCCCCGGGCUCUUUAUCUUCACCCAGUUUUAACACAUCGCUUCGGUUCUGCUUCACUACUUUCCCUUAUAUACUCAGAGAUAUUGAAGAUGCUUCGCCUGUGGGGCCUUUUAAGUUUUGAUAUUGAGGUUUUUUUCCCUCAUGAUUCUUUUAGCUCUCCUCGAGGCUACUGCAAACAAAAAAUGAAAGAGUCUGAUCAAUCACAUGUCAUGACUACGCAGUCGUUGCUAGUGGAGAUGCUAAAAGAUUUGAAGGAUGCUUUCUGGCCAUUUCAGCUCGAUCAUACUAAGAGUCCUUUCCUGAGAGCAGCACGAGCUGCCAACUGUUCUGAAAGUGCCAAUGAUUCUGAAGAAAGUGCAUUCGAGCUUGCAUCUAUCAAGGCUUCUCUGCAUAGGCUACAGCGUGGUGUUUGGACCAGUGUUCGAUUUGGGGACAUGAGACGUGCACUCUCUGCAUGUGAACAUCUUAUCCUCUUGCAAACCGAUCCUACGGAAUUGAGGGAUUAUGGUGUUCUGCUCUACCAUUGUGGAUUUUAUAAGGAAGCACUCCAGUACCUUACAUUAUACCAGGAUAGGAAGAAGGAAUCGUUUGGUUUGAUUGAUAAUGUGGAGGAGGAAGAAGCUUUGGAGAAAUUAAUUAUUCGUCUUAACCUCAUCUUGAUGGAGGAAGGUUGGUCUCCCCCCUCAGAUAACAGAAGUUUCCUGCGCAACAACUCUGAGCCCUGGUAAUGCUUGUAACAUCGCGUUCAAUAAGCAGGUUCAGGUGUACUUGAAGUGUGGACAAGUGAAACUUGUGGAAUCUGCCCUCCUAAGGAUCUAAAGAUAGAACCGAUCCUCUGUAGAAAACUGUAUACCAGGAAGUAAUGUAUCUUAGAAUAGGUUAAAUGUAACAAAAAAUCCAUAGUCAUGUGUAUAUAGGAGAAUGCUAUUGUCCCUUAACCCAUAAAAAUACGCUUAACAAUUCCAAUUAACCAAUGAAAGAAUAGAAUGCUUCAUGGAAUAAUAUGUUUGUGAUGACUGAUGACAAAUAUCAAGCAGAAACUUUUCUUGCUAA